AUGAUAAGAAUUACACUUGUACUCCAGUCAGCUUCUAUGCCAUCCGCAAGCCAACUGAGUUGUAAUGCAACGAGCGCACACAGGAGUUCGCAGCCAGUGGGCCACCUCGGCCGGUGCGCCUCUCCCUCCCUGGACGCAUCUCCUCCUCGGGCGUGGCUAUGGAUUGACACGGACUCGGGUGUUGAUGACGCGCUGGCCGUCUCUCUGGCGCUGUCACACCCCAACGUGGAAGUGGCAGGCAUAUCUGUAGUUCGGGGCAACGUGGGUGUGGCGCAGGGGCUGCUCAACAUGGGCCGAGUGCUGCUCGCCGCCACCGCCGGGGCCUUCGGCUCCCCGUCGUUGCCGCCGUCGCCGUCGCCAGGGGGUGAUGAGCCCCGCGUCAGCGCUUCCUGUGAAACCAUCCCCAGCAGCCCGCUGCCGCCGCCGGCCUUUACCAUAGGCGGCGUGUCGGUGUACGGCGGCGCGGAUGAACCGCUGGCGUCGCCGCCGCAGCCGCUGACGUACUAUUACGGCAGCUCCACUUGUGGGUCCUUCGGAUCCGUGACCUGCGUAGCCCACUGCCCGCCGCCCUCCCCGCCCCACAUCCCUAUCCGCCCGCCGCCCUCAACAAGAGAUGGGCUCGGGGACGUGCCCCACCUGCCACCCACCGAGUCUGAGGUCCCGGCUAGGAGGUCCACAACGUCACCGGGCGCCGAAACCACCAACACCGCAACCCCCCCGGCGGCGGCUGCAGGCCCAGGUGCAGCGGCUGCAAGUGCACUUGUGGCUGCGGCUCGUGCUCGCCCCGGUCAGCUCGUGGUGGUGGCCCUGGGUCCCCUCACCAACCUGGCGGCGGCGCUCAGGUUGGAUCCCGAGCUACCCUCCCUGGUGCGGGGCCUCAUAGUGCUGGGGGGCGGGGAGGGAAUGUACGGCGGUAACGUUACGCCGUACGCCGAGUUCAACUUCCACACGGACCCCGAGGCAGCGUCAGAGGUGAUUCAGGCCUUUGGCGGGGCUCCGGACAACAACGGCGCGAGAAGCAGCAAAGCCGCCACGCCGCAUGUCAACGCCAAGUCGACAUGGCCUUCUUCAUCGUCUCCAUCUCGUUCUCCUCCUCCUCCUUCCUCCCCAUUCGGAGUAGCCGGCAGUGACCCACGGGUCGCUCUAAUCACCUGGCGGUGCUGUCAGAGGAACCUGCUGGCCUGGGAGGUGGUGGAUGAACUGAUAGCUGUGGCGACCACUGGGUGUACUGCUAGUGCUGCUGCUGCAGCAGCUAUUGCGACGGCGGCGGUGGAGGAGGGGAAGGAGGACGUUGCAGCUGACAGGUUCGGCCUGCUAGGUCGCUUUCUGGCGGGCAUCCUGGCCCCCUUCCUGGACCGCUGGCGGAGGGAGUCCCCCCGGGGCCUACUGCUGGGGGACCCGCUGGCGGUGGCGGUGGUGACGGGCAUGCAGCCGGGAAACAGCGGGUCACAAAAUAAAAACACGAGCACGGAGCCAGUCCAGACUCCCGUCCCAAUUUGGAAUCUGCAGCACUGGAAAUGCCAGCAGCAUCAACAAGAUCAGCAGCAGCGGAAAGAGAAGCAGAAGCUAAAGCAAAAGCAAGGGCAGCAGCUUCAAGCCCCGCCGUCGGCUUUGGUACCGGGCUCGGGGCGUAACGGAAUUCCGGAGCCCGCGUUUACCCAGCUGGGGGAGCCUGUGAGCGGGGCUUGGGAUGCGUACGACACGUGGGCGGACAGCGGAUCGCCCUGGGGCAGUUUAGUUUUGGAGCAUUACGUGGCGCCAUGCCGGGUGGAACUCCAGGCUACUGCCCUGUGGAGCAUGGGCGACAUUAACCGCUCGUGGGGUAGUGGGGGAGGGUGUGUAGCGUGUGCUCCUAACGCUGCUCUGAAUUGUGACCGCUGUUGGCAUGUGUCCUGUCUCUCAGACGCCUCCUACACCGUUACCCGGGGUCGCCACAAUGCAAUGCAGGAGCAGCAGGGUGCCGGAGGGGAGGCGGAGUUGAGGGCCACACGCCAACCCUGGCGUAAGGAAGGAAGGGACGGCGAGGUAUCUAGGAGCUGUUCCUCAGCCGGCUCGGCGCGGCUGGCUGUGGAAGUGGCUGUGGUGGUAGCCAUGGAUAUGCGGGCGGUGGCGGAGGGGCUGAUGCGGGCGAUGUCGCCGGGCGACUUUGCGGAUUCGUGA
Volvox carteri f. nagariensis is the source of this 2160-nucleotide messenger RNA. RefSeq lists its product as uncharacterized. Gene Ontology annotation, molecular function: purine nucleosidase activity. The record is from RefSeq and is a predicted model, not a curated record. Gene Ontology annotation, cellular component: cytosol. The coding region runs from base 1 to 2160 and encodes 719 amino acids. The transcript has 10 exons. Lineage: Eukaryota; Viridiplantae; Chlorophyta; Chlorophyceae; Chlamydomonadales; Volvocaceae. Gene Ontology annotation, biological process: purine nucleoside catabolic process.